This is a messenger RNA of Lactuca virosa, 309 nucleotides long. The record is from the annotation of a GenBank genome assembly. Lineage: Eukaryota; Viridiplantae; Streptophyta; Magnoliopsida; Asterales; Asteraceae.
AUGAGAUCAGAAAUCAAAGUAUUCGCCAUAACCACAACGUUUAUUUUUCUGUUCAUGAGUUUUGAACCAAAUAGAGCUUGUAGGCUUUUGAAUGGAGAAUUUGAAGAAACAUGGAUGAAGACCGGAAACCUUCUGUUAUCAUCUCUACAAAAAGGCCCUGUUCGGCCACCAGGAAAUGGAUGUUGUAACACAGGUAGAUGUGGUAAUCCUUGUGUCGGCUCCAAGAAGGUUGCUGGCCAUCAUGGUGGUGGUGCUCCACCGCCUCCACCACCAUCAGUGACUCAUACUCCAACUUCUACUGAUCAAUGA